Notolabrus celidotus (New Zealand spotty) is the source of this 5139-nucleotide messenger RNA. It is a transcript of the gene arhgap18, whose product is annotated as Rho GTPase activating protein 18. The coding region runs from base 247 to 2376 and encodes 709 amino acids. The record is from RefSeq and is a predicted model, not a curated record. Gene Ontology annotation, cellular component: cytoplasm. NCBI's taxonomy places the organism in Eukaryota, Metazoa, Chordata, Actinopteri, Labriformes, Labridae. Gene Ontology annotation, molecular function: GTPase activator activity. Gene Ontology annotation, biological process: regulation of small GTPase mediated signal transduction; signal transduction; regulation of actin filament polymerization. The transcript is spliced from 18 exons.
CUGUCCGGCUGCAGUGCCUCUAGAGAUACACACUCAAACAGACACAGGCACCCACACGGACACACUAAGUUGUGGGGAAAGAGGAGAAGAGAGACGGGAGGGGAGUUUGAUGUCAGAAUGAGUCCAUAUAAUGGAAGUUACAGCGCUGGAUGGCACAGAUAGAUAAGACAUAUAGGUGAAUAUAGCGCGUGGUUGGAUGUCAGCUGUGUGUGGAGAGACAGAAGAAAGAAGAACCGGAGCAGAAACAUGAGUCGGCAGCAGCAACAGCAGCAGUCACAGGGAGUGGUUUUAACGGGUUACCACAGCAACGCAGAACUGUUGCCGAAAACUGGACCGUGUGCCUCGAGCUCUGCUCAGGAGCACGAGCCCAACCUGCACAGCCGCAGAACAGGCCACUAUGCAGUUCAGCAGAACCCAAGCACACAUCACGGGGACAGAUAUGGACCUUCCACGACACCCAGAUGCACAAAAUCCACCAGUACUGACCCAUUAUCACAACCAAUCCCGAGUGCAGCUGCUUGCCCCAAGUCUCAGCCAUCCUCCAGCCCGAAACCAGGCUCCAGCCCCAGACACAGUCCAGUUUCCAGGUCCAAAGCACGGCCUCCAUGUCAGCGCUGCAACUCUCAGGACUCUCUAGACGAGCUGGAGAUGGACGACUACUGGACGGAAGUGGAGCAUAUCACUCGCUCUGGUGGCGAAACAGGGAGGGUAGAAGGUGGAGGAGAAGGAGACGUGCCUGAGGAAGAGCAGCCGAAAAUUCCUGAAGAGGGCGAACAGGAGGAGGCGUGGCUAACAGAGGCAGGCCUAGCUCGACUGUUCGAUGAUUCACUGGCAGCUGACCACGACCAGGAAGAAGACAGUGCAGUGUUCCUGUCCACCCUCACCAGAACUCAGGCAGCGGCUGUAGAAAGACGUGUGGCAUCACUACAACAGACGCUACGAAGACGCAAUCGGCAACACGUCCCUGAUGUCAGAGACAUAUUCAGACCGCCUGAAAAGCAGGAUGAAGAGCCCACUAAAGUGAAAAGGGGAAGUGUGAAUGGUCCAAAAGAUGUCACUUCAGCGGAAACAGAAACUGAACUCAACGUUGAAGUGGCUUUUUCAGAGCAGGCGCUCACUUACAGGGACAACCACCAAAGGUUAAAGGUCAACACAGGCCCUAGCUCACCUGAUGACAAACUACCGAACUUUAAGCUGCUCCGGGAUAAAACAGGUCAGACCAGAAUAGGAGAUUUGUCUCCUCUGGAUAUGAAAAAGGUGCGUAGAUUGGUGCUAGUAGAGAUGACGGCUCUGUUUGACACAGCUGGGAUCGACCUCAAGGCUCACAAAGCUGUCAAAGUCAAGACUAAAGAAAGUGGUCUAUUUGGUGUUCCCCUUGCCACUUUAUUGGAUCAGGACCAGAAGCGGGCUCCUGGAACCAAAGUGCCAUUCGUACUGCAGAGGCUCAUGAAUCAUAUUGAGGAGGAGGGAUUAGACACAGAGGGGCUGCUGCGGAUUCCCGGAGCUGCAACUAGAGUUAAGUCGCUGUGCCAGGAGCUCGAGACCUCUUUCUAUGAUGGGGUGUUCCCAUGGCAACAGUUGAAGCAGCACGAUGCUGCAAGCCUUUUGAAGAUGUUCAUCAGGGAGUUACCCCAUCCAUUACUCACUGUGGAGUACCUCAACGCAUUUCUGGCUGUCAACAACCUCCCCACAAAGAAGCAACAGCUGCAGGCUUUGAACCUGCUGGUCCUUUUGUUGCCUGAGGCCAACCGGGACACUUUAAAGGCUCUUGUGGAGUUUUUUCAGCUUGUGAUUGACCACCAGGCCAAGAAUAAGAUGACUCUCAACAAUGUCUCUGUUGUCAUGGCACCAAACAUCUUCAUGUUCAAAGGUUUCCGCUCCAAAGUUACAGAACAGCAGGAGUUUUCUAUGGCAACCAGCACUGCCAACAUCGUCCGCUUGUUGAUAAGAUACCAGAAUCUCCUAUGGACGAUCCCCAAGUUCAUAGUGACCCAGGUUAGAAAUCAAAACAUGGAAAGUCAGAGGAAACAGAACAAAGAGCGAGCUGUAAGAAAGCUUCUGAAGAAGAUGACCACAGAGAAAACAUCUGAGAAAACAAUCCCAGAGGAGAGUUCACAGGGAUUCAUCCGAGUCCAAGCUCCACAGUUCAGUAAGGUGUCCAUGGCAGUUCAGCUGACUGAAGAGUUACAGGCUGCUGAUGUUUUAACACGCUUCCUCAGCCAGGACAGCUCAGUGGCAGUGAAAAAAGAAGAUCUGUGUCUCUAUGAGAUUGGUGGAAACAUCAAGGAGAGAUGUCUAGAUGGGGAAACGUACAUGAAGGACCUCUUCCAGCUGAACCCUGCAGCAGAGUGGGUCAUCAAAUCUGUACAGAAAUGAUCAAAUUACCCAACAUUAUGCCCCGCUGGAUGCUGGAUGGCUUUGAAGUUUACCACUGUGUCCCACUGAGGAGAGACGUCAUCUGGCUCUUUGUGGUUUCUGCUAGAUCAGGACGUACUUAAACCUUUCAUUUGUAGCAGGUGGUUCCAUUGUUCAACACGAUUCUGGCCUUGAAAAUUAACAAAAACUGAAAGUCCAGGAAACAGGAAAAUGAUGUGCUUUGACCAAUCUUGUCAUUUAUUUUCCUCCAUGCCUUGUGCUACAAGUUGAAAUAUUGGGCCCAGGUUACUACUAGCUGGACGUUUCAGAUAUUCAGGGGAAACAAACUCUUUACUUUUUGAUCUCUGGCCAUAUCUGGAGUCCUCUGAGACUACUGUUGAAAUGUCAACAAUUUCUAUAAGUUUGAGGCAAGACUUGAGCCACAAUAUUGUGAGGACACUUUGUGAUACUGAAAGUGUUGCAGUUGUAAACUGAUUUAUUGCCACUAAUCAUGUUGUUGUGUGUGCAGUAAAUGAUCAAAUAAGAUAGAACAACACAUAUUAAAAUUCUACUUAUUCUAUGAUUGAUUAUACAACUAAAAUGCCUUUAAGUUCUCAUUUUGAGAAUUUUGGCCUCUUUUUAUUUAUAUUUUUAUUAAACUUCAUAUAAAUUAAGUAAAACCGCAAUUUAAAAAGAUAUGACACUGUGUUAAAUGUAGAUAAACACAUAUUUUAAUUGUUUGCCAAUUAUUUAAACCCUCUAUUUAAUUUAACAGUGCAAAGUUAACAUAUCAGACACUGAAACAAAGAAAUGUUAUGUGAAAAGCCUGCGCUCAUUUUAAAUUCGAAACAAGUAGCAUGCUCAAAAAAGUUGGAGCGGGCAAAACAAAAUACCUAAAAAAUUGUGUAAUGCUAAAAAAAGGAAACACACGGAGGAACAUCUCAAACUAAUCAGGUUAAUUUGCAGGUAAGUAACAGCUGGAUAUUCCAGAAAGGGUAAGUCUCUCAAAGUAAAGAUCGUAAAAGAGAUUUACCACCUUGUCACAGAUUGUCCAUCAGGCUGCACUGUAUAAAACAGACAUGACUCUGUAGUGGAAAUCACUGCAUAAGCUCAAAAUCACUUCCAAAAAUCAUUGUCUGUGAACCCAGUUUGUUGCUUGCAUUAACAAAUACAGGUUAAAACUGUACCAUGCAAAGAGGGAGCCAUAUAUAAAUCUGUUCCUGAAAUGACGGUGACUUCUCUGGGUCUGAUCCCAUUCAAGACUGACUUAGGCAAAGUGGAAAACUUUCCUUUGUCUGAAUAAUUCAAAUUUGAUAUUCUUUUUGGAAAUCAUCGACGCCAGGUCCUAGCUCCAAAGAAUAACGGGACCACCUGGCUUGAUAUUGACACACAGCUCAAAAGCCAGCAUCUGUGAUGGUAUGAUCCUUAUAUCAUCAUGCAUGCUGGCUUUUGAAUUGUACACACAAGUUUCCAUGACAUAGCAUAUUUCAGCAAGACAAUGCCAGACUACAUUUUCCUUGUGCAACAACAGCAUGGCUCAGUAGUAGAAGAGUCAUGGUGCUAAACUGGCCUUCCUGCAGUCUUGACUUUUACCCUUUGAAAACAUUUUACUUAUCAUGGAAUGAAAAAUAAACAAAGGACACCCCAAACUGUGGAGCAGCUGAAACUGUAGAUCAGGCAAGAAGGGGACAGUAUUUCACUCUCAAAACUCCAGAAAGUGGUCUCUUUGGUUUCAUUUGAUAUAUUGUCUUUGCACUAGUUUUAAUUAAGUAAAGGGUUUCAAUGAUUUUUUAACAGUAAAAUUCUGUCUUAAUCAACAUUUCACACAGCGUCCCAACUUUUUUCGGAUUUGGAUGUUGUAUAUGGUUUGAUUAUUAUAUGUCAGCGUACUGAAGCACUUCACUGUAACCAGAAAGGGAAUGACCAUUAGAGUUAACUGGUGUAACGUGGAAAGCUUAAUGUGGACUUCCAAUAGAGGAGGUGUGAUGAAGCACUGCUGUAACAUGGGAUCGUGUGUAAGGGAGGAGCCCAAAAAGAGCACACCUCAACAGUGAUCCCAAAACUAUUCCUAAUAAUGUGGUCACUGACAACUUACCAGGCAUGAAUGAUGACAUCACUGUUUAAUGGUACAAUAAUGAUACUGUACAUUCUUACUUUAUUAACCAUUGAUGUUUGAGUGUUUUUAUGCGUAAAUUCACCCAUAAAAACAUGUUGCUCGCCAGUGUACUGAUGUGAAUGCAGCUUUUGUGGAAGAUACAAAAUCAAUUGCCUUACAAAUUGUGUACCAAAGACUCGCUUUAAAAAACUGUUCAACUCUAAAUUUACAAUUUAAGAAACUAAAACAGCUGCCUUCUUCAAUGAUACAUUAAAGGGUUGCAAAGGUAUCCGGACACCUUUGGCUUUCCUUGUUUUAAUUUAUUUUAUCUGCACUAUUCACAGUCUGACUAUGACAACUUUUUUGACUCCACUGGCAAAAGUUGUGUUAGUUCAGAAAAAGAAAACCCCUAUCAUGUUUUGCACGUCUGUACUUUACUUGGCUUGUAACAAAAGCCUUAUCUGAUUAUGUGUGAUUUCUCACAGUUUCGGCAGCCUGUGGGGAAUACUUUCACCACAAAGUUAAACACUGCAGAUGUUUGACUCACAGAAAGCUCUUAAACUACAAAUAACAUGUCACUCCCUGCCUUGUAUUAACAUGUUUUUACUGUGAAUCUUUUUGUUUUUCUUGUUAAUGCCCCAGAAAUGACCACUAAACAGCCUGUAAAUAAACAGUUAUUGAUUACCAAA